This is a messenger RNA of Mesocricetus auratus (golden hamster), 3834 nucleotides long. It is a transcript of the gene Syt9, whose product is annotated as synaptotagmin 9. Gene Ontology annotation, cellular component: dense core granule; membrane. The coding region runs from base 203 to 1675 and encodes 490 amino acids. Lineage: Eukaryota; Metazoa; Chordata; Mammalia; Rodentia; Cricetidae. Gene Ontology annotation, molecular function: SNARE binding; calcium ion binding; phosphatidylserine binding. The record is from RefSeq and is a predicted model, not a curated record. The transcript has 7 exons. Gene Ontology annotation, biological process: cellular response to calcium ion; regulation of calcium ion-dependent exocytosis; regulation of dopamine secretion.
CGGGAGACGGAGAAAGCCUGAGCGAGCGACUAGCGGAGAGCUGCAUGCAACCGGUGGGAGGCCGGCCUCGCUGGCUCUGCGGCUCGGGCUGGGAGCGUGGACCGGCCCGCGGCGGCGGCGGCGGUAGAGGCUCUGAGCUGGCAGGCGGAGGGCUUUCUCCCGCGCCCGCCUGCCCGGCGCGGUCCGAGAAUGCGGGGGGGCGAUGCCCGGGGCCAGGGACGCGCUCUGUCACCAGGCGCUGCAGCUGCUGGCCGAGCUCUGUGCCCGAGGGGCCCUGGAGCACGACAGCUGCCAGGAUUUCAUCUACCACCUGCGGGACCGUGCCAGACCCCGACUCCGCGACCCAGAUAUCUCUGUGAGCCUGCUAACCCUUGUGGUUACUGCCUGUGGUCUUGCCCUCUUUGGUGUCUCUCUCUUCGUGUCUUGGAAACUGUGCUGGGUUCCAUGGCGGGAGCGAGGCCUGUUCUCUGGUAGCAAAGACAACCAAGAGCCUCUUAACUGCACAGACACAGAGACCAAUGAGCAGGAGAACAGCGAGGACUUCCUAGACCCACUCACACCCUGCCCUGACUCCUCCAUGAAGAUCAGCCACACUUCCCCCGACAUUCCCCUUUCCACCCAGCCAGGUGGCCAAGAGAACUGUGCCCAUGCCAUCCGUGUGCAGCGACAAGUCACAGAGCCAACGCCAUCAGCUCGGCACAAUUCAAUCCGAAGACAACUCAACCUGUCGAAUCCAGACUUUAAUAUCCACCAGCUUCAGAGGCAGGAGCAGUUGACUGGGAUUGGUAAAAUUAAACCAGAAUUAUAUAAGCAGAGGUCACUGGACAAUGAUGACGGGAGGAGGAGUAACAGCAAAGCCUGUGGAAAACUGAACUUCAUUUUAAAAUAUGACUGUGACUUGGAGCAGCUCAUUGUGAAGAUCCACAAAGCUGUCAAUUUGCCCGCCAAGGACUUCUCCGGGACAUCAGAUCCUUAUGUGAAGAUCUACUUGCUUCCUGAUCGGAAAACAAAACACCAGACUAAAGUUCACAGGAAGACCCUGAACCCUGUAUUUGAUGAGGUGUUUUUAUUUCCUGUUCCCUACAAUGACCUUGAAGCUCGGAAGCUUCACUUUUCUGUGUAUGACUUUGACAGGUUCUCUCGCCAUGACUUGAUUGGGCAAGUGGUGGUGGACCACUUCUUCGACUUGGCUGAUUUCCCCAGGGAGUGCAUCCUCUGGAAGGAUAUCGAGUAUGUCACUAACGACAAUGUGGAUCUGGGAGAACUUAUGUUUUCACUCUGCUAUCUUCCAACGGCUGGCAGGCUGACCAUCACCAUUAUAAAAGCAAGGAAUUUAAAGGCAAUGGACAUAACAGGAGCAUCAGAUCCCUACGUGAAAGUCUCACUGAUGUGUGAUGGCCGGCGACUGAAGAAAAGGAAAACAUCCACCAAGAGGAACACGCUUAAUCCCGUUUACAAUGAAGCCAUAGUCUUUGACGUCCCUCCUGAAAGCAUCGACCAGAUUCACCUGUCCAUAGCUGUCAUGGACUAUGACCGUGUAGGUCACAAUGAGGUCAUUGGCGUGUGUCAAGUAGGCAACGAGGCUGAGCGGCUGGGCAGAGACCACUGGAGUGAGAUGCUGUCAUAUCCUCGGAAGCCCAUUGCACACUGGCACUCUCUGAUGGAGAAACGGUGACUGUGGAUAAGAAGACUGCUUGUGCCAAGGACACAGUUGGACAACUAUGUAACAAAGAUCUUAAGUAACUUUUCCCACCUAGCGACACCCAGACGACUCAGUGAUGAAAUACUCAGCUGUCACCGCAGCAAUAACUGGCCCUCUUUCCAAACUGGAUGUGGUGAAUCUGAAUGGUCCAUAUCUUCUUCAGGUGGCCCAAGCUCAUGUGCUCUAGGGAAGCUCAUCCUCACUGUCAAAAACCAGAUUGGACUCUGGAAGAAAGCAAGUGGCAUAGUGAAAGUCCUGAGUGCCAGGAGUCUUAGUGCUAACGUAAGGCCUUUAGUUGUAUGGACAUGAUACUGGUCCCAGUAGUGGUUAGUCCAUGAUCCAAUGCCCUGGAAAGACAGAAUCUUUCUAAAAAUACAUCCAGGUGCUAAAUAGGCAGCAGAUUUCAUUCAAACUCUGCUACAUGUGAGCUAAUGACUGUCUUCAGAGAAUAAUUCCACCCCAAAAAGUGCUCCAGUUUUCUAAGGAAUGGCCAAGAGAAUACUAGGCCAGGCAAGCCUGGAGGAAGUCUCAUGAAAGGCAGGUUAGUUCAUAGCAAACUCACUGUCCCCUCCCAUGCACAUGGCAGAGUCCCACUUAGCCAUGGCCAGCUAAACCAAGAUUCUGGGAUUCUAGACCAUUGUUUCCGGGUAGCCAGCAGCCACCUCAUUUCUAGCGAUGACAUUCCUAGAAUGGGACGUGUCAUACUUAUUAGAGAAUCAUACCUCUCAAUGGCAUGCAUGUGCAUUCUGGAAUAUUCUUUCCUGGGCACAGGAGUGUGUGUUAUAACUGAGAGAUGACACGGGAUCCACUAAAGACACAGACAGCUUUUGGACUUUCUUGACAUGACUACCUUCUGGAUAUUUCCAUAUGCAGCAGCCCAGAAUAUAGACUUGGGGAGCCAUAGAUAGAGGCUCUUUCUCACUUCAGACAUAUCACUUUUGCAGCACUUAGGGAAUGGAAAUCCUACAAGAAUGAAGGCCAAGGGCUGUCCCAGGGUAGCUCAUCCAUUACCCAGCAUCCUUCUCAGCCAGUCUACUGCCAAUUCUACACCUCAUCCUUCUUGCUUCUCCCUCCAUGAAAUGAAACCAAAGGCCUCAGCAUACCCUGGAUGGAUCGGGAGCUGUUACCUAGAGGUCCUCAUUGUGGGUGCAAAGUACCUUCUCCACACACCUGCAUCACUACUCCAUGAUUGCACUUACCUUUCAUACAGUCUCUGUAACAGAAUCCAGAGUUGGGUUGCAGUUAACCAUCCUGGAAACAGCCUUCUCUUCAUUUCAAUUCACAUUUCAGUGUGGAUUGCACUGGAUAGACACAGCAUCAUGACAUGUUAGUGGAAAGUUCUGGUUGCCAUGCACACCUAGUACAAGAAAUCCUGCUGCCAGUGUCAGAUCUUGUCAGAUCUUAAAAGGGCGGAGGCCUUUGGUUGUGUACGGCAAUGUUAAUUCACUCAAGCUUAGUGUAUUUCCCAGCCUGCCUCAUCCAUUCCCAUCUCUUUCCAACUUCCAUUUGCAGGGGGUUCAAAGGGAACCCCAAUCCUGCCUAUGUCUGAUCAAACGAGAAAAACACACCUUCCUUUCUUUCCACCACGGGUCCCCUCUACACAAUCCCUUCCCAUUCAAACAUCCUCCAUCUUACCAGUGUUUAGAACCAAAGCAUGAAGGGUGCAUGCCAACAGGAUAGUGAACAGAAAUACUGUCACUAGAUCCGGGCAGAUGCGCCUAGAAGAAUGGUCCCAAAGAAAGAAUGGCUCCAGCAAAGGAUUAUCAGGCAGCCAUUUUGUUAAGCUUUGACAUGCCCUUGGCAACGGGAGCUCAGGUUGGAGAUGCUGAGAUAGCCUUUUGAUCCCAGCUCAGGAAAGAUCUCCUUGCCUUGAGCUAGCAGUCCUGGGGUAUGAGUGAAUAAGCUACUGGCUCAAAGGUCGCUCUGCUGGGGCAUUCGGUCAAAGACGACUGCCCACAUGGUGAGCAUAUGGCUUUGUGUGUGGAUAGCUUUACCUAGCCAGUGCAGUUGUGGCCAGAAGCUGGCUAUCAAUUUGAAUUCCCUCAGCUCAUUUGCAACUCUGCCUCUGUUCUCUUGUGUUUUGUUUGGUUGCCCUUUAGUUUCCUAGUAAAUAUUCCUUUUGAAAAAUAAAA